Molecule: messenger RNA, 780 nt
Organism: Dendrobium catenatum
Lineage: Eukaryota; Viridiplantae; Streptophyta; Magnoliopsida; Asparagales; Orchidaceae
Exons: 1
Coding region: 1-780 (259 amino acids)
Source: RefSeq, a predicted model, not a curated record
AUGACUAAUCAGUUUAUACAUGGUACUAUUACUACUGACUCUAAUGACGCUUAUGCUGUCAUUGCUGUGUAUGCUAGUAACUCCCAUUCAGAGAGACAAAUUUUAUGGAAAAAUAUUCAAGAUUUGGCUGUGACCGUCAACACUCCCUGGGCUAUUUUGGGAGACUUUAACUGUUGUCGUGAGUUGGGGGAAAAGGAGGGAGGCACUGCCCUUUAUGUUACCAAGCUUGGAGAUUUUAAUAGCAUGAUUUUCAAUGCUGGAAUUCAUGACCUCUCAUCUGUUGGACACUUUUACACAUGGCACAACCAGCAAAUUUACAAUCCAAUCCAUAUUAAACUAGAUCGUGUUCUAGUUAAUGAUUAUUGGCUACACAAUUUCCCCAACUCUUACUAUAUCGUUGAAGAUCUCGAUUGCUCUGAUCACUCUUCUCUCAUUUUGGUUAAUUCAGAUGAUAACAAACGUGGGCACCGCUUCCUUUUCAAGAAUUAUUGUACCAAAUUUCCAGAUUUUUGGGGUUUCCUUAUGGAGGCUUUUUCUCUGCCCAACAAGAGUAGUCCUUUGAGCUCUUUCAACUUCAAGCUUAAGUCUCUAAAGAAUUCUAUGAAGCAUAAAAAAUGGACCAACUCUAAUCUCAUCCAAGUUCAAAUUGACACUCUCAAAGAUCUACAACAUUCCGUUCUUGCUCAAAUUCAAACCAACCCUCUGGAUCAUUACCUUAAUGGCAAACUACAUCAAAUCAACACUAACCUAGCUCACAAUCAAGCUGCUCUCUCUAGUUAG